Messenger RNA from Cordyceps militaris CM01, 1875 nucleotides. Its product is annotated as Ser/Thr protein phosphatase family. Bases 1 to 1875 code for a protein of 624 amino acids. Gene Ontology annotation, molecular function: hydrolase activity. Gene Ontology annotation, cellular component: cytosol. NCBI's taxonomy places the organism in Eukaryota, Fungi, Ascomycota, Sordariomycetes, Hypocreales, Cordycipitaceae. The transcript has 2 exons. The record is from RefSeq and is a predicted model, not a curated record. Gene Ontology annotation, biological process: nucleotide catabolic process.
AUGCACCAAAAGAUUUUAUUAGGGGCUGCGCUGGCGCUCACGACUCGCGCCGCGCAACCGGGAGCUCUGGAGCCGGUCGCGGCGCCCUUACGCGACCUCCAUUGGGGCCAGCUCAACUUUCUCCACACGACAGAUACACAUGGCUGGCUCGGCGGCCAUCUUUUAGAGGCACAAUAUUCGGCCGACUGGGGGGACUACAUCUCAUUUUCCAAGCACCUUCGCAAGCACGCCGACGACAAGGGCGUCGACCUGCUCCUCGUCGACACCGGCGACCGCAUCGAAGGAAACGGCCUGUUCGACGCCUCGUCCCCCAAGGGCCUCUUCCAGUACGACAUUUACCGUGAGCAGGACGUCGACCUCCUCUGCAUCGGCAACCACGAGCUCUACCAAGCGUACUCGGCAGAUCGCGAGCUGAACACGACGGUCCCGAAUUUUAAAGACAGAUAUAUCGCCUCCAACCUCGAUGUCAUCGAUCCCCGGAGCGGGGAGCGGGUGCCCUUGGCCCAGCGCUACAAAAAGUUCACCACCAAGAACCAGGGCAUCGAGCUUCUCGCGUUUGGCUUCCUCUUUGACUUUACUGGCAACGCGAACAAUUCGUUUGUGCAAAAAGCCGAGGAUACUGUGAAGGAGCAAUGGUUCCAGGAUGCUAUUAAAGAAAAAGUAGACGCUUUUGUGGUGAUUGGGCACAUCGGGCUGCGCAUGCCCGAAUUCAAGACCAUCUUUACGGCCAUACGGAAAGAGAACUGGGACACGCCAAUCCUCUUUUUCGGCGGUCAUGCGCACGUCCGCGAUGCUCGGCAGUUUGAUUCCAAAUCCAUCGCCAUGGCGUCGGGCCGGUACUUUGAGACCAUUGGAUGGAUGUCUGCCGACGGGGUCAAAGCCAACGCCGCCGCGGCUGGCAAGGACGCGAGCACGGCGUCGUCCGGCCCCAGAUUCACGCGCCGAUACGUGGACACCAACCUGUACGGCAUGCGCUACCACAGCGGCACAAACGCCUCGAGCUUCGACACGGAGCAGGGCAAGCGCGUGACCAACAUGAUUGCCCGCGCCCGCAAGGCGCUUGAUCUCGACCACCAGUUUGGCUGCGCGCCCAAGACGCUGUGGAUGUCGCGCGCCAGGUACCCCAGCGCGGACAGCAUCUUCUCGUGGCUCGGCGACGAGGUGCUGCCCGCCGUCGUGCAGCACCCCACGCGCAAGGACAAGGCGCGCCUGGCCAUCCUCAACACGGGCGGCAUCCGCUUCGACAUCUUCAAGGGCCCCUUUACCCGCGACAGCACGUACAUUGUGAGCCCGUUUACCAGCGGCUUCAAGUACAUCCCCGACGUCCCGUACAGCAUCGCCAGAAACAUCCUCGCCCUGCUCAACGGCGCGGAUAAAAUCUUUGUCGAGGCCGGCGGCCAGGAGACCAAGUUCCUGACCAUUCCCCAGCAAAUGUUUCCGGCGGGCCAGGAGCCGCCCGUGCAUGGUCAAGAGGACGCGGCGGCACACGAGGACGAGCCGGCCGGCGACGAUGCACGCCUUGAGCUUCGCAGCACCCGCCACGGCGGCGGCGGCGGCAACGAUGAGCGUCCCUUGGUCGAAGGAUACACGACCACGGACGAUGUCGGCAAGGACGGCGACGACACCGUGCACAAGGCCGUCGAGUUUCACACCGUGCCCAACUGCAUCCAGUCCGCGAUUGGCUUUCCCAAAGACGGCAGCGAGCCCGAGACCGUGGACCUUGUGUUUCUCGACUUUAUCCAGCCCUGGAUCGUCAUUGCUCUCAAGUUCUCGGGCGGUACGCAGGGCGCUGGCGACGUUGAAAAAUACAUUGAUGGCACGUUUACGUAUAUACUAUCCGAAUGGAUCAAGGAGAACUGGACGGGCGAGUGCUGA